Molecule: messenger RNA, 1701 nt
Organism: Yamadazyma jaroonii
Lineage: Eukaryota; Fungi; Ascomycota; Pichiomycetes; Serinales; Debaryomycetaceae
Source: the annotation of a GenBank genome assembly
AUGAGAAUCAAAAAGAAAGGUACCAGUGGUAAUGCUAAGAAUUUCAUCACCAGAACUCAAGCUGUUAAGAAAUUACAAAUAUCUUUAGCUGAUUUCAGAAGAUUAUGUAUUUUCAAAGGAAUUUACCCCCGUGAACCAAGAAAUAAAAAGAAAGCUAACAAAGGUUCAACUGCACCUGUUACUUUCUAUUAUGCUAAAGAUAUUCAAUAUUUAAUGCAUGAACCUGUGUUAAUGAAAUUCAGAGAACACAAAACCUUUGCUAAGAAAUUACAAAGAGCUUUAGGUAGAGGAGAAAUUUCCGAUGCUGAAAAAUUGGAUUCCAAUAGACCUCAAUAUAAAUUAGAUCAUGUUAUUAAGGAAAGAUAUCCAACAUUCUUAGAUGCUUUAAGAGAUUUAGAUGAUCCUUUGAAUAUGUUAUUCUUAUUUGCUAAUAUGCCAGCCACUGAUAAAGUUUCCACCAGAAUUAUUAAAACUGCUGAAACUUUAACUAAUCAAUGGUUAGCUUAUGUUGCUAAAGAAAGAUGUUUAAAGAAAGUAUUUGUUUCUAUUAAAGGGGUUUAUUAUGAAGCCAAUGUUAAAGGUCAAGAAAUCAGAUGGUUAGUACCUUUUAAAUUCCCAACUUUAAUUCCAACUGAUAUUGAUUUUAGAAUCAUGUUAACAUUUUUAGAAUUCUAUUCUAACUUAUUAAAAUUCGUAUUAUUCAAAUUAUACAAAGAUAGUAAUUUAGUUUAUCCCCCAUUGAUUAACAAGGAAGUGUUGAAAUCAGUUGGAGGUUUAACUAGUUAUAUUUUAAAUGAAGAUGCCUUACCUCAAAAAGUUAAUGAUGAACAAGGACAACUUUUGAGUAAGAAAGAAUUAUCUAAAGCUUUAAAAGCUGAUAAACAAAGCAAUGAUGAAGAAAUUGAAGAUAUUGAAGAAGAAAAAGUCGAAUUAGAUGAAUUUUCAACUGAAAAGGGGGAUAGUCUUAUUCAACCUUCAAAAUAUCUGUCUCCUACUUCCCAAUUAUUCGAAGGAUUUGUAUUCUUUGUAUCAAGAGAAGUUCCUUUAGAUAUUUUGGAAUUCUGUAUUUUAUCCUGUGGUGGUAAAAUCAUUUCUGAAGUAGCUAUUAAUGAAUUGAAAUAUAAUGAUAGUGAAAGUUAUAAGAAAUUAGAUUUAUCUAAGAUUACUCAUGAAAUCAUCGAUAGACCAAAAUUCGAAAAAGUUGGUGGUAGAACUUAUAUUCAACCACAAUGGGUUUUCGAUAGUAUCAAUAAGAAAGAAUUGAUUAGUGUUAACAAAUAUGUACCUGGAGAAAUCUUACCACCUCAUUUAAGUCCAUGGGGAGAUUCUGGUAAUUAUAAUCCUGAAAACGCCGGUGAAGGUGAACAAGGUGAAGAAGAAAUUGAAGAAGAAGAAGAGGAAGAAGAAGUUGAAGAAGAAGAAGAGGAUGAGGAAGAUGAUGAAGAAAUUGAUGAAGAUCUUUUGAACCAAAAAGAAUUGGAAAAAGAAGCUUCAGGUAGUUACGAACCAAUCAAAACUAAGAAGAGAAAGGUUGAAGAAGAUGAUGAAAAGGAAUUAAAGAAAAUCAUGAUGACCAACAAACAAAGAAAAUUAUAUAAUAAGAUGCAAUACGGUAUUGAAAAGAAGAAAGAAAGGAAAGAAUUAUUGGAUAAGAAGAGAAAGAAGUUGCAAAAGACUAAAAAUGAGUUAAACAAUUUAUAG